Molecule: messenger RNA, 840 nt
Organism: Symbiodinium pilosum
Lineage: Eukaryota; Dinophyceae; Suessiales; Symbiodiniaceae
Source: the annotation of a GenBank genome assembly
AUGAAGCCAUUGAGGCAAUUUCGGCCCUUCAAGCUGAUUGGGAAAGAAACCCUGGCCGAGGGCAGUGAGGAUAGCUUCCCCAUUCGCCGUUUCACUUUCGAGUUGCCCGAGGGCACCUCACUUCAGUCGCUUGGCUUUGACCUUGGCUCGGGCGAUUUCGUGCAGGUGAGGCCGCCAGCUGGACGGGUGAGGUCCUACUCGCCUGCCUCACCUGCAGAUCGGACAGGAAGCUUCGACCUCGUUGUGAAAAUCUACAGAGGUGGCAGGUGCUCUGGCCAUCUGGAUAGCUUGGAAGUUGGAGACUCUGCGAUGAUUUCCGGCCCUGCGCCUGUGCCAUGGCUGGCUUUCACCUUGAAGCAGCAGAAGCAUGUUGGCCUCAUCGCCUUUGGUGUGGGCAUCACGGAGGCUUUGCCAGUUGCGUGGUCACAGCUGCUGAAGCCGAUCGACAUCGUGGAGCGUGUGAUCUUGCUCUGGGGCAACAAAACCUGGAUGGACGUUUUCUGGCAGGAACAGUUGCAGGAGCUGGUGCAGCAGCACGCUGGUAGGUUUCAGGUGGUCCAUGCAUUGUCAAGAGAACAUCGGGAAGGCUGCGUGCGCUCGCGGAUAGACCAACCUCUGCUGGACACCACGUUUCAGGCAUUCCCACGUAGUGCCGCCUUCCUUGUUGUCGGCACCAAGCAGAUGAAGAAAGACUGCCUGUUCCGGUCAGUUGUGGCUGUGGGGAGAGACACGGCGCUCAUUGGCAGCAUGCGGCUUCUCGUCCUCUCCGUUGCUGCAAAUGCGGCUGAGGAUGCCGUGGAACUGGCGCUGGUGAAAAAGGUACUACUUGCUGCAGCCUAG